Molecule: messenger RNA, 2426 nt
Organism: Falco peregrinus (peregrine falcon)
Lineage: Eukaryota; Metazoa; Chordata; Aves; Falconiformes; Falconidae
Product: killer cell lectin-like receptor subfamily F member 1
Exons: 8
Coding region: 535-1317 (260 amino acids)
Source: RefSeq, a predicted model, not a curated record
AGAACCCUGUGACCACUAGAUUUUUAUGCUGAAACCACAAAGGCAGGCUAAGAAGUCCUGGUUCUUCAGAACUUCAGCAUUGAGAGCUGCUCUUCCCUGUGAAACACCAUGUGCUUUCUCCCCAGUCAUCAAUUUUGAGCUCUAGAAGCCAUGCAGUCAGCCUUCCAGUUCAUAGUAGACCGUUAGGCUAUUAGCUUGCCAGGUUUGUUCCCCUGCAGUUUUACACUGUGUUUAUGUAGGGAGCCGACCUUGCAUAGAAAACCAAGCAACAUCCAGGCUCUACUGCUGAAGCUUCUGCAGGGGCUGAGUUCAGCCUCUCCUCCCAGUUCUAUGCCACCCAAGGCAGCGCAUGGUAGUCCUGCUGGCUUCGGCUCCCUGCGACUGAGAACUGGGCCACCGCUUUGUACUGGAUGUGCCUUCCUCAGAGCCAUAGCACGGUGUAUGUAUACUUCUGGAGGCAGGCAAAACUAAUACAGGAUGCAACCCACGGUAUUAAACCAGCUCUUUCCAUAAUUCAGAGGGACUUGCUUGUCAAUGGCAGGUGAUAUCACGUACGUGGACGUGGCAAUGCUACCAAGGGAAAGACCACACAUUCCUUCUCGGACAUCAGUUCCAGGAAACCCGAGCACAUAUGCGGAGCUGCGUGUGAAGCCGAAACCCAAAGGGAGCAGCACAUCAGAAACUUCCACUUCUGGCUGCAGAUACGGGUGCUCAGGCUGGUUCUACAUGGUGCUGGUCCUGGGGGUCCUUGUGCUCGUCCUGCUAGGUGUCAUAGCCGUACUAGCCAAGCAAUUUUUUAAGGUCAAAGCAGGAAAAUCAGAAGGUUUGUCCCACUGUGGUCUAAAUAGCACUGGCAAUCACAUUUCUUCCGAGAAGACUGCCUCGGCGGUGCUCCUGAAAUGGCUCAUGGAGGAACUGUGUGAAGAUGCACAGGGAACAACAUGCGAGCUGUGUCCUGCUGGGUGGCAGCUACACAGGGGCAGAUGUUACUACUUCUCCGAGGAGGCUGUAAGCUGGGAUGACAGCAAAAGAAACUGUCUGUCCAGGAAAUCCCAGCUUCUUGUCAUUGAAGAUGAAAUUGAGAUGGAAUUUAUAGACAAUAAAGAGAAAGAUACCAAAUACAUCUGGAUUGGGUUGAAGAUUCAAGACAUGAAGAAACAAUGGAGUUCAGCUGAAGAUCCCAGGAUAGCUAGAGAUAGAACUGAGACUGACAAGAACUGUGCUGUUUACAGAAGAAAAAACAUGAUCCAAGCAGAUAACUGCCAGACUUUGAAGAAGUGGAUUUGUAAGAAGAACGCAACUUUGUUGGUGCUCUGAGCCAAAUUGUCAGACAACAGGCAGAGCUUUUUGUCACAAGACCCAUUCUAUUGAUAAAACAUGUGAUGUAAAUAACUUCACGAGACUUGCACAGAAAUUUGCAUUUCGCUGUUCUGUGCUCCAUAAGACUUUGUGUGAUGCAGACAAAGAACUCAGAAGUUGCUAGGUGUCAGUGUGAAGGUCAUGCAAGAGGACAGUACAUCUGGAUUUGGGAGUGCUGAGCCUUCCCACAGACAAAGGUUGGCAGCAGCUGCCUCUAGGAAGGGCAGGGGAGAAGUGCUCAUGUGAGGAUGAGCACUGUGCACACGAACUGCCUGAUGUGCAGAAAAAAUGCCAUCUACCGGGGCUGCAGCGUGUGGAGCCCACUGCUGUCAUACGUAUCCCUCAGGCAGCCACUGCUGAGCUGAGACACUUUUUAUUUGGGUUUCGGUAUUUCAUUGUUUUCUGAAGUUUGUGUUUUGUUUUGUUUUGUGUUUUGUUUUUCUUACAGUCUAAUCGUGACUUACAGAAGCCACUUGAGGGCUGGCGAAAAUGCAUUUAUUAGGUAGUGUCUUAUACUCACUCAGAGCUGACGUGCACAGCUACGGGGCAUACAGACAUCAGACCAAGCGUGAAGUGACUCAUAACACUUGUGGUUAAUAAGCUGAUGGCUCCCAUCUUCUGAUGCUGAACUUUGGGAUCUGCAAAAAAGCUCAUAUCUAGGGUAAGACAACACUGCAGUGCAAGGAAAUUAAGAUGAUAGCCUGCCUUUCCACCGAUAUUUUUUCUCUUUAUGUUGCAAACUUUUUAACAUGGAACAAUAGUUACAUAGGAAUAUAGAACAUAAUUACAUACAUGGAGGGUAUGGUGAUGAGGUACUGAAGCUGAAAGCUAGUGAAAUUAACAUCUGCGGGUGCACUCAGUAAUUACAUUGCUUGAGCAUUCAAGUGCUAAGUGGCUAUACCUGGAUCUAGAAUAAAAUAUGCUAAGAGCAGGGUGACUUAGUGCCUGUAUUAUAUUUAUACAUUUGAAAAAAAUAACAAAUGUAAUUAAUUGAUUUUUAAGGUAUCAGACAUUUGUUUCAGCUUUUAAAAGCACCUUAGUCUAAUAAAGGCAGUAAUUUUUCUAGA